This is a messenger RNA of Dalotia coriaria, 1151 nucleotides long. Its product is annotated as BAG family molecular chaperone regulator 2. Gene Ontology annotation, molecular function: adenyl-nucleotide exchange factor activity; protein-folding chaperone binding. Gene Ontology annotation, biological process: protein stabilization. Lineage: Eukaryota; Metazoa; Arthropoda; Insecta; Coleoptera; Staphylinidae. The transcript is spliced from 3 exons. The record is from RefSeq and is a predicted model, not a curated record. The coding region runs from base 172 to 777 and encodes 201 amino acids.
CACUAUACACCUCAUUCAUUAGAAAACGUCAAAAGUUUGUCAAGCUGUGCAUGCGCUUGUUGUGCAUUCUAAAAAUCGCGCACAUCGAUUGUCAACAAUUCGCAUUUAAUUUAAAUUCUUCGUAACAAAAUCGAAAAACUGGCGGCCGUCAACAAAGAAUAUGACAAUCCAAUGUUCAUUGAUCCUAUGGAGGUGGCAGACAUGUAUUCCCCAAGCACAUCAGCAUCAGGAAAAGGAAUUAUUCCACAAACCUAUGGGAAUGAUAGUGACAUGAGCACCAAGCAAAGAGUGAUGGAAAUACUUGAUAAUCUGGAAAGUCACGUUGAAAAAUUGCGGAGGGAUGCCACAAAACUCGAGGAGGAAAAGGAUGUCAUCAUGGGCAGCCUGGACGCCGUCAAAUUACUGCCAGUGUUAAAUGACCUUCAAGGAUUGGAUAGAGAUGAAGCACAACAAUACCUAGAACGAAUAAUCGAGCGCUGUCAUACAGUGGCUGUGAAUGUUUAUACACAGAGGGAUCAAUCACAAGAAGAUGCUCUCCACCAGGUAAAUCAACAAAUAGAUCACCUAAUUGUCUUGCUAAAAGCCGACCAUGAAGCGGCGCGGGCUCGUUGCCUGAUCUACAUGAACUCCAGCUCAUCACAGAGCAGUGGCGUCACCGACAAACAUUUUGAGUCUGCACUGCUUGGUUGCACAAUCGAUGACCAGAAGCGGGUGAAAAAGCGCCUUCUCGGCCUGUUAAAAUACCUUGACAAAAUGGGCAUUGUGUCUGAAGUAUAAAGGCGCGAGAUCGUGGCCAGGGAUACGGGUUUUAGUUUCGAAUCUCUCACGCUGAAGUUUUUCACAUUGUUUUUAUUUUUUUACAUAUAAUAGAAUAUAAAAGUAUUGUAUUUAGCAUGUUACUUCGAGUUGUUCGCGUUGAUAUAGUGAUAUAGGACGACAAGGAGGAAGAGUGUCACUCCCAGAGCGUUCGCGAGUACUGCUAGAUGCACAUCAGUGACCAUUCUAAAACAAACAAAAAACAUUUUAAUACAAUUGCAUACAGCUUGAAGGGGAGAACCAUUGACUGUUUUUGUGAUCCAUAUCAGUGACUUACACUAAUUAAGCAUAUUUUGACAAAUAAAUAUAGUACUGUUGAGUUUUAUGAAAAAAAA